AUGAGAGACGAGAAGAAGUGCGCUGCACCCCUAACUGUCCCGCGCUCUGCGUACUCCUCGAAGAGGGGUCCCACUCGGCACACGCCAUUCGCCACUCACGUCAACACGCCAUUUGCCACUCACGUCGGUGGCAGCGCGGCUGAGACCUCUUCCGAUCGGGUGCGGCACGAUUAG
This is a messenger RNA of Phanerochaete carnosa HHB-10118-sp, 174 nucleotides long. RefSeq lists its product as uncharacterized. The transcript has 2 exons. Bases 1 to 174 code for a protein of 57 amino acids. The record is from RefSeq and is a predicted model, not a curated record. Lineage: Eukaryota; Fungi; Basidiomycota; Agaricomycetes; Polyporales; Phanerochaetaceae.